GGAGCCCUGUAGCGGGCGUGGCCGGGGGCGUGGCCCGGACCGGGGGCGUGUCCUCGCCGUGCGUUCGCGGGCGCGGCGGGUCCCGCGGCGCUGCCGGCAGCAUGGGCGGCUCUGCCUCCAGCGCGCUGGACGAGAGCAAGUGCGCCUACAUCCGAGGAAAAACAGAGGCCGUCAUUAAAAACUUCAGCCCCCACUACAGACGCCAGUAUGCCGUGGCUUUCUGCAAGCACGUGCAGGAUGAGCUGGAGCAGCACCGCGAUUCCCAGUCCCGCUUCCUGAAAACCAAGCCCCCGGUGGAAGCUGGAACAGUCUUAUAUGAAGCAGAGCUGCUGCAUUUUGCUGAGGACUUGAAGAAGUGGAAGGACAGAUAUGUUGUUGUCAAAACCGACUACGCUGUGGAUUGCUUUGAGACUAAAGAGGCCUACCAGAAAGGAGCCAGCCCUAAAUAUCAUGUUCUUCCUGCGGGAGGCAAAGUACUGACUUCAGAAGACGAUUACAAUUUGCUGUCUGAUAAACAUUUUCCAGAUCCUGUUGGGUCGAAUGAGAAGGAGGUCGCUCAAGCCUUCGUUCAGCUGCCGAGGGAAUUCCCGGUUUACCUGUGGCAGCCCUUUGCCCGGCACAGCUACUAUUGCUUCUUGGAGCCAGAAGCUCAGAGGCAGUUCAGCGCCGUGCUGGGGGACUGCGUGAGACACUCAAACCACGAUUUUCUCAAGCAGACCACGUAUGAAGUCCAGGCGUUCUUAGAAGCUAUUCAGUUUUUCCGGCAGGAGAAAGGUCACUAUGGGACGUGGGAAAUGAUAACCGGCAAUGAAAAAGAGAUCCUGAGUAACCUUGUGAUGGAGGAGCUCCUGCCUAACCUUCAGACGAUGAUCCUGCCUAAAAUGAAAGGAAAGAGGAACGAUAGGAAGCGGGCGUGGUUUGGUAUCGUAGAAGAAACCUAUGGCUUGGUCCAGCAGCAGGUGUCAGAAGGAUUAAGUACCUUGAAAGAAGAAUGCAGAGAUUUUGCAAAAACUCUUGAAGGAACCAUUCGCUCGGACAUGGAUCAGAUUCUGAACUCCAAGAACUUCUUAGCUGGAAAAAUCAAAGCCACUGUGUCUGAGCCUGCCCAGAAGUGCUGCGCAGAAAAUAUCCAGCCAUUUCUCACGUCCAUAUUAGAGGAGCUCAUGGGUCCUGUGAGUUCCGGAUUUGCUGAAGUCCGCUCGCUUUUUGAUAAAGAAGUUAAUGAAAUCAUCCAGGACUUCCAAAAGACAAAUGAUAUCACAAAGCUAAAGGAGAACGUGGAUCAGCUUGUGAACCUACCAUUCAACUCGGUGAAAAUGGAGCCCUGCUAUCUGAAAGUGAACCCCCUCCAGGAGCUGCUUCAAGACCUCAAGAGUCGCUUCAAGGUCUAUCACAUUGAUUUUGUGAUUCAGAGGACCCAGAACUUCAUGCAAGAGCUGAUGGAGAACGCAGUCUAUACUUUUGAGCAGUUGUUCUCUCCGAGUCACCAGGCAGACUCGGCAAAAGUGGCAUCAACCAUGGAAAAAGUCAAGCUGAGAGUACUGAAGCAAUAUGAUUAUGACAGCAGCACCAUCCGGAAGAAGAUAUUUCAAGAAGCACUGGUACAGAUUACUUUGCCCACAAUGCAGAAGACACUGGCUUCAACGUGCAAACCAGAGCUGCAGAAAUAUGAGCAGUACAUUUUUGCUGAUUAUACUAGUGUGAUCCAAGUAGAAAAUGUGUAUGAAGAGAUUUUAUAUCAGACGCUGCUCGAAGAAGCCCUGAAAGUGAUAAAAGAAGCUGCCAUUAUGAAGAAACACAACCUCUUUGAAGAUAACUUGAAUUUGCCCUGUGAAAGCGUGUCCAGCUUAACGGACCUGAAGACCCCUUCAGGAUCAGCACAAACCACUCCUGCGAAGAAGCCUUCCACCGCCCGAGCCGAGGCGUCAGACGCUGAAACUCAAAGUGACGAAACGCUCGUGGUGACGGAAAAAAUUGCUUGGGAGAAGGAAGGUGAUAGAAAGUUAUCAGUCAAAGAGGCAGUCCCUGCUGUUAGUACAGCUGGUGAGCAGGCAAACAGAAAUGAAGAAGUGUUCGUUACAGACAUCAGUGAAAAACAGGAGUCCCUUCCAGCUAUGCUUACAAAACAAGAAGUUGCAGAGGAAAAAUGCGCUUUGGAGAAUAAAGACACAGUGAAAGCUGAGUGUGUAGUGAACGCUGAGAAGGAGCUUAAGACACAACAAGAAGCUGUGGAGGAAAAAGUAGCUCCUGGGACUGAAACUGCAGUGAAAGAUUUUGGAGACAGUCCUACGAAAGAACUUAAAGUACGUGAAGGAGCAGUGGAGGAAAAGGUGACUUCUGAGAGUCAAACGGCAAUGGAUGCGGCGUGCGGCAGUGGCACUGAAAAAGAAAGCAAAGCACAGGGAGAAGAAGUUGAGAUAAAGCUGACUUCCCCACAUAAUGACGUGGCAGAAGCAGAGAUUUUAGAUAAUGCUGAAAAGAAAAUCAGAGUUGAAGAAGACAUUAUGAAAGAAUUAUCUCUGAGUGAAAAUGCGGUAGGAACAGGGUUUGAAGAGGAGAGUAAAAAAGAACGCAAUGACCUGGAAGCAAAUACUGAAACAAGGGUUAUUUCCCAGGAUGAAAACACAGGGAAAGGAGGGAUUGUGGAUAAUCCAGAAAAAGAAAGCAAGUCAGGAGAAAAGACUUGUAAAUCUCCUGAUGAUGUGAAUGAGAUAAGGAGUUUGCUGACGGUAACGGUUGAGGUACCAGCAGAUACUCCAGCUGAGAACAUAGGAGAGGUUUGUGAAGCUGAGAUAUUAAAGUUGCAGGAGCACAAUAAUGGGAAUGAGUUCAGCGAAAUGGCUGUGGCAGAAAUUCGAGUGAGCCAGACAGUGAUGAACAAAGAUACAGAGGAAUGCGCAGAGUUCAAGGAGCACCAACCGUCUUCAUCUGGUCUGGGGGCAGAUGGUACGAGUUUAGUGAAUGUGUCCGAGAGGGCCUGCGCUAAGGCACAAGCAGAAUGGCUGGUGGAAAGCUCAGAUACGCCUCAGGAGGCAAAGGCAGAGGUGGAUAUCGGGCAAGGCAUUUGGUACACAGGUGUGGGAAGCUGCGAAAGGGAUAAAUCCCAGCCAGAGGAACGCACUGAAAAUGUGUCUGAAGGCAAAAGAUUAAAUGGGGAGGAGGGAGGAGCAGGGAAUAGCCAUGCCGUCCUCGUGGAGGUGGGGACUGAGAGCUCUUUUCGUAAUCCUGCUGGAAAUGCAGACACAACGCAAGUGCCCAUUUUGGAUACAGAAAAUCCAGGAACAGGACUGCUCGACGUGCCAGUUUCUUUGGUGCCAGAGCAGGGUGAGGUUAGCGCUGUGAAGGUCACAGGAGGUAUGGAGCCUGGUGAGGGUGAGGAGAAGCCAGAAGGUGACUCAUCCUCACACACACAAAUAAAAAGUACAGAAGUAAAAGAUAUUUGCACAGAAGAAAACAGAGAAGAUAGUUCUGCGCAGCAAAACUCUGAAGAGUAAGAAAUGCUUCUCAGCCCAGCCCUGCGGGAUUUAUUUACUCCAGUAACCUCUGUUAAUUGUGAAUACUUGCUUGGGUUGGGGCUAGAGGAAACGGGCUUUGUUGCGGUAUUACCAGCUCUUGCAGUUUUAGCACAGAUCCCUUCCUGAGUGACGCGUGAUAGGUUUCUUGGUUAAAGCCCUCACCGUUUAAAACCAGGUCACUGUUGGGGAACCUCAUCAUUCACUUAAAAUUUGCUGCCUUUUCUGGUUAUAGGAAAAGUCCGCAAACGUGACCACUGAGUGCCUCAAAAAUAACUCACCCCCAACUAUACGGUUAUUUUAACAACGUAGCUGUUUUGGCACAGUAGCUCAUGAUUUUUAAAUGCAUGGAUUUGACAAGUACUGCAAUGAUUCUUAGGUGAUUGGUACAUACGUUCCUGUCCGAGGAUGCUUUUAGUAUUUGCAUGCAGUAUGCGGGGAAUAAAUAAAUAAAACUUUCGGUAGUUAAGCAGAGCCAAAUAGUUAAUUUACUAGGUUGCUCAAAAGCCACACCCUAUGCAAACUCUGCACACCGAUCACUUAAUUAUUUUAAAGUUUGACGGAUAUUAAAGACAAGCAAGGGUUCUGAUUUGGGUUGGUUUUUUUUUUUUCUCUUAUUGCUAUAUUUAAAAACGGGGAAAAAUAUGGGAGCAGGUUUCUCGUCCCACUCUGCACUUCGGGGUUAUUUAGCCUUCUAGAGCACUUUAUGGCUAUUUUAAUUUUGUUUUAUUUUAUGGAAGGGAAAGGUGUUUGCAAUAACCAUUGGGCAGCAUCUUCCUGUUUUACUUCCCACCAUAAAAUAUAUUCACUUAGGGCUAUCUAAUACAGAAUAUUGAGUGCUGCCAUUCCCAUUCUUACUGACUUAAGUUGGUUACCCAGCUCUGUAGGCCUUUUGAGGUGUGUAAACUAUAUAAACUGCAGUCAUUAUGAAGUAUCGUAAUCAUUGCGUGUAAUUUCUAAUACAAAUAUAAACCCAAGCAAAAAGGAGCCAAGGGUUAUUCAUGUGUUCUUAAGAUUUUGGAGGCCAGAAUCACAUUUCAAAAGCACUUAUUAAAAUGAGACCUAUUGCUUUGCGUAGCAUAUUAUCAUCUGUAUCAAAGCACGACUCGUGCACAAAGUUGCUUACAUGCAUUGUUCACAGUUUAAAGACUGUGCACAGAGUAGCUUGGGAAUGAAAAAUAGUAUUUUAAUAAAUUGGGCUUUAGAGAUCAAGACCUCACUUUAGAGGUCAGUUUAAGGCACCUGAUGUUUCAGACUGUUCCCAAAUAAAUAUAAUACAGUACAGGACAGCAAAGUUUAAUGAUAAAUACAGUAAGGACUGCAGGAUUUACGCCCAUAAAGACGUGGGAAGAAAUAACAAAAGUGCUGAGAGCGUAAUACUUGGUGACAUUUAACUUCAACAAACUGUGCAAAGUCUAUUUAUCGAAGUGUGCUAUAAUACUAACAGAGAAUUGACACUAGCAGAACAGGCAAAUAUUACUGCAUGAGUAAGGAACGUUGUUGAGUAACCGGACCAACUGCAAUGUCACUAUCGUAAAAGAAAUGCAACUCCUAUUUAUUCCAGAAGCCGUGCUGUGGUACAGAAACAGUAAGGGCACUGAGGUUUUCCUUGGAAAAGUACUGGGAGUCAUUUCCUCCUUAUAUUUCAUGCAAAAAUACUAAUUUGUAAACCCCCCACACACUGUCAGCCAAUAUUUUUACAAAUCUUUAAUUAUUUCCCUGUCAGCACCCUUUUUUU
Molecule: messenger RNA, 5250 nt
Organism: Cuculus canorus (common cuckoo)
Lineage: Eukaryota; Metazoa; Chordata; Aves; Cuculiformes; Cuculidae
Gene: NIBAN1
Product: niban apoptosis regulator 1
Exons: 14
Coding region: 102-3494 (1130 amino acids)
Source: RefSeq, a predicted model, not a curated record